AUGAAGUUCUUGGAAUAUCCGGGCAUGGACGCCAUCAACAGCGCACUCAACUUUGAGACACCCGAGUGCAAGGUCUUUGGCCGCGUCGAGCCCUACUCCUGCAAGGCCGCGGGAGCAGACAAGAAGCUAUACAAACAACUCGAAAACAAAUACGACCCAACCUCAAACACCAACAUCCUCAGCCCACCAGAGGAUGACUCUAUUCGGAAUAUCAUCUCGCCCUUUGGGCCUAUGGAUCAGCCUGCUUCUAGGAAGACGCUGUUUUAUCUUAUUGGAACUCUCAACGCCUCCUUUCCUGAUUAUGACUUCUCGGACACGAAACCGGAACACUUUCGCAAGGAACCGUCGGUCGGGAUAGUGGUCAACUCGAUCAACGCAACACUGUUUAACCACGGAAACGAACGAGUCGUCAAGGACUUGCAGAUCUGGGAGUCCAUUGACCAACUGAUUGGCCUCGAAGACUCGGACGUCUACUCCUUCAACCCCGACACCGACUCUGACCCCAACGACGAAGAAGGAGGCGGCACCCUGUGGUCGUUCAACUACUUUUUCUACAACAGGAAACAAAAGAGAAUCAUUUACUUCACUAUGCGAGGGGUCAGCAACGGGGUACCCGUGGACGAGGACGGCGAAGAAGACGACGGAAACUUUUCCAACACGGACGAUGAUCAAGAUGGUGUCGGCCACCGGCGGAAACGGAGUAACGUGGAUGAUGACUUUGUGGCAGGAGAUAUGGACAUGUCCUAA
Messenger RNA from Linnemannia hyalina, 747 nucleotides. NCBI's taxonomy places the organism in Eukaryota, Fungi, Mortierellomycota, Mortierellomycetes, Mortierellales, Mortierellaceae. The record is from the annotation of a GenBank genome assembly.